AUGAUAUAAAUAUCUACUUAACAUAACUACAAAUUCUUAGCUACUAUUUUAGGUCUUUUAAUAGCAAGUGUAUGCUCUGAAAUUUAACUACAAAUAAAUCAAAAUACAUAUCAUGAGUUAGUAGAAUACUCUCCUCGUUUCUUUGAAGGAGAAACCCUAACUUAUAAGCUAUCAAUAUAAAGUUUAGGGAAGUCAUAUUUUUAUUUCAUAGCUCAAGAUGAAGGGAAUUGCAGUUAAUUUUUAACUUAGAUUAUAUAAGAAAAUAUUUAAUCAUCAUAAGUGGAUAAUUAUGAUCAGGAAAUAUGCAAAGAAAGUAUGUUCAAGGAAAAUAAUUUUUGCAAAUUUGAACUUUUGAAUAAUAAUCAUUUGUUCAAAAUUUUAAUAAAAUGUGUGAGCAAAAGUUGUUUUGUUAGAAGCAACUUUUUUGUUUAAUAAGCUGAAAUUAGAUUUGAAUAUAUACAUGUAGAAGGAUCAAUAAAUAUAGAAAGACCCAUUUUUUAGAUUAAAUAUAAUUUAAAAUAGGAUAUUAAGUAAUAUUUUUUGAUUAAUUCCUAAGAGAUAAAAGAUAUGUUUUUUGAACACUAACUAAAUGACUAGAGCUUAUAAUUUUGA
This is a messenger RNA of Tetrahymena thermophila SB210, 612 nucleotides long. RefSeq lists its product as hypothetical. The transcript has 3 exons. Lineage: Eukaryota; Ciliophora; Oligohymenophorea; Hymenostomatida; Tetrahymenidae. The record is from RefSeq and is a predicted model, not a curated record.